AUGCUAAAUAAGUUGGAUACCAAGCAGAUCCAUAAUACCUUGCCUAAUUCAUCUCACAGUAUCGAUAUUACACCAAACAAUUCUUUGACAGUUCAAAACUUAUAUCAGGAUACACAUGAGGAUGUUGAAAAUCCACUUGAAUGUUCUGUUGAUGACACUCUGAAAACGUCGGGAAAGUUUGAGACCUCUAUUAAAAGUUCUAAUUCUCAAGAACCUACUAUAAUACCUCGACACGAUCGUAGGGGACUUUUCAGUAAUUUAAUUUUACUGGAUGAAUUGGCCAACCCUAUUGAGUAUGGAUCAUUAAAAAAAACGUUCAUAUUAAUUAUAAUUGCAUAUGCUGCCAUUAUUGGCCCAAUGGGUGGUUCAGUAUUUUUGCCCGCAAUAGAGGAAAUUUGCACAGAAAUGAAAGUAGGAAAGGAUGUGGUAAAUAUUUCUUAUGGUAUCUAUGUUCUAUCUCUAGCCUUUUUCCCUCUGUGGUGGUCUAGUUUUUCCGAACAGUUUGGACGUCGAAAUAUAUAUAUUGUUUCUUUUGUCGCUUAUCUUUGUUUUCUUGUUGGAUGUGCUUUAGUCAAAAAUAUAGGCUCAUUAAUGGCACUUCGCUUUCUUGCAGGUGGAUGUGCUGCUUCAGUUCAGGCAGUUGGGGCAGGCACAUUGGCUGACAUAUAUAUUCCCACAGAAAGAGGUUCAGCAAUGGGAUAUUUUUAUCUUGGUCCUUUGCUUGGGCCUAUGCUUGGACCUAUAUUUGGAGGCUUAAUUGUUGAAAGGUGGGGAUGGAGAGGCACACAAUGGUUUCUUGUUAUUAUAACUGGUUCCAUUAUUCUUAGCAUUGUCUUUUUUUUACCUGAAACUUUACAUCGAAGAGUGCGGUCAACAUCUACGCCAAUAACAUCGGCAAAAGAUUUGGAGAAUAAUCCAGUUGAUACCGCAAAUUUGGAAAAAAGUCAGAAAGAAAAUCCUGAUUUAUCUCCAUUUUCGAAAAACAGUUUACUAAUUCAAGAACCAAGUUCUCUAAAUACCAAAAAAGUAUUGGAGCCCUCAAGGCAAAAAGAGUGUAUAAAUAGUAAACGCCGCAUGUCUAUUUCAUCUCUUAUGAGCCAGCUUCCAGUAGAUGAUCUAGAUAAUUCUAAUGUAGGUGAUACAUUUUUGCCAAUGAUCCCCUCCCCUUCUCGUGUCUUGGAAAUGGAGCCUGAAGCAAGCAAUCUCAAUUUUCAAGAAUCAGACAAUAAAAACACUAUUACUGACCUUGAAUACCAGGUUUCUGAGCUAGAAAAAACUCAGAAAAUCAAAACAACAGCAUCUGAAAAAGAACGACGACUACUUAAUUCAAGCGGGCAGGUUGAUUUUCAAUCUUUAAGAUUUAAUGAAAAACUUGAAUGGCUAAUUAUUCGGCCUCUUUUUACCUUUAGAUUUUUACAAUACCCACCUGUGACCUUAACAAUUAUCUAUGGCUCAAUAUGCUUUAUGGUGUUAUAUUUUUUAAACGUGGGGAUAGAAACUUUAUAUUCGGCAUCUCCUUAUGAAUUUAAUUCCAUUUAUGUUGGACUCUGUUAUAUCCCUAAUUCAAUAGGCUACAUUAUUUCAAGUAUUGUAGCUGGUAGAUAUAGUGAUUUUGUUGUUAGAAGAGAAAAAAAAAAGUUAGGGUAUUUUAAUGCAGAGUCACGAUUUGCAGAGCAUGUUUUACUUGCUAUGAUUUUAUAUCCCAUAUCUAUUAUUUUGUUUGGAUGGACUGCAUAUUAUAAAUUACAUUGGGUAGUGCCAUUGGUAGGAAGUUUCUUGUUCGGCCUAUCGUCUAUGGUUGUCCUUGGUAAUUCAGCAACUUAUCUCAUUGAUGCUUUACCUGGUCGAGGUUCAUCAGGUAUCGCUCUUAACAAUUUUGUUCGCUUUAUUUUUGCUGCUAUCGCUACCUUUGUUGCAGAGCCGAUGAAAACGGGGAUGGGAUUUGGAUGGAUGUACACAUUUCUUGGGCUGCUUGCGGUUGUUUCAUCUAUUGCAAUUUUUUCCAUUAGAAAAUGGGGAAAUAAAUGGCGCAAUGAAGCUGAUUUUGAAAAAAUGUAUAGUCUCAUUUGUUUUGUUCUUUUGCUUCUUUCCACAAUCAUUUGGGGAUUUGUUGCUACUUCAUGUUUUAGUACUUCGGAUACAUUUGCAAGAAUGCAUAUGGUGAAUCUGCGAUACAAUUUCAAUAGCACUUUACUUCAAGAACAUAUUUCCACCACUGAAAUAUUUGGGAAUGAUAUUAAAGUAUUGGUUGGUCUUAAAGGACUUUGUUCAAGAGAUAUGACAGCAAUAAACGGGGUAUCGGAAAAUCUGAAUAAAGGCGAGCUUCUUUGUAGUAGGGGAGGCGAUAUUUCCAAACUUCAUCAAAUCCCAAAUGUUACAUUCUACGAUGAAGAUACAACCGUUAUCGACUCGUUCUCUCUUUACACUAUUGCCAGCAAAUUCAAAAAGCAUGCCUCCCAUUAUGGACUUGUGUUAACAACUUGUAUUGUCAAUUGCAUUGCUCUGAUGGUGUUGGUGUUUUAUGGAUUUAUUGCAGUUAGUCACGAUAAUAUCAUCAAUUAUUCAGCACUGAUUUUAUUGGUAAUACAAGGUUUAUUGUCGUUCUUAACAGCCUUUCUAAUAUCUUCCUCUAUACGAUCAUUUUGCUAUAUUUUGGGAGCAGGGAACUUUCAUAUGGUGAAUUGCAGAGGAAGAGCAAUGCCUAUUGGUAUUUCAUGGCUUGCUACUUGUGCAUCUCUUACCGUUUCAUGCUUUGUGUUGAUUCUCUAUUUUCGUGGAAGAGAUGAGUCGUUAAAAGAAAAAGCUUAUCGUGAAGGCGAAAAAGUGGAAAAGGUUUGA
Messenger RNA from Magnusiomyces paraingens, 2838 nucleotides. RefSeq lists its product as uncharacterized. Gene Ontology annotation, molecular function: polyamine transmembrane transporter activity. Bases 1 to 2838 code for a protein of 945 amino acids. Lineage: Eukaryota; Fungi; Ascomycota; Dipodascomycetes; Dipodascales; Dipodascaceae. The record is from RefSeq and is a predicted model, not a curated record. The transcript has 5 exons. Gene Ontology annotation, biological process: transmembrane transport; intracellular polyamine homeostasis.